Lasiodiplodia theobromae is the source of this 585-nucleotide messenger RNA. RefSeq lists its product as uncharacterized. The record is from RefSeq and is a predicted model, not a curated record. The transcript has 3 exons. Lineage: Eukaryota; Fungi; Ascomycota; Dothideomycetes; Botryosphaeriales; Botryosphaeriaceae. The coding region runs from base 1 to 585 and encodes 194 amino acids.
AUGUCGUUUGGCGUAGCAGUCGGUGACGUGAUUGCCGUCGGAGAGCUCUGCUGGAAGCUAUAUCGGAACGUGUAUCAGGUGUCGCGCCAUGCCCCAGCAGAGCUGAAAGCCUUGGGGAACGAACUGAACAGCUUAAAAGGCAUCCUUGACAUUCUCAAAGAGGAAAAGAUCAACCCCGACUCCGCUAUCAACCAGUCCGGACAGGGAAGGCUGGACCUCUUCAACAAGGUUCUUAGCCAGACGGGGGAAACUUUGAACCAGAUCGAGGAGUUAUCCAACAAGUACAAGAUACUCAAAAGGCCUCGGAAUGCUCAGUCCCAACGAGGAUACUUCAAAAUCCAAUGGGACAAGCUCAGAUACGCGAAAGAGCUCCACAGUAUCAACGAUCUCCGUGCCAAGCUACAUUACCACGAGGGCCAGCUAAAUCUUCUCCUUUUGCUUACCCAAGACUCCUCGCUAGAACGGAUUCAACGGCAAACCGCGAGAACGGAGGAGAUAAUUGAUGAAAUAAGGACGUUCCUUAUUCCUAGAACGCCUCUGGAGAUGAACAUUGCGACCGAGAAGUCAUUUAAGGAUCAUGAGUAG